This is a messenger RNA of Solanum pennellii, 1584 nucleotides long. Its product is annotated as RING-H2 finger protein ATL7. Gene Ontology annotation, molecular function: transferase activity. The record is from RefSeq and is a predicted model, not a curated record. The coding region runs from base 189 to 1052 and encodes 287 amino acids. The transcript has 3 exons. Gene Ontology annotation, biological process: protein ubiquitination. NCBI's taxonomy places the organism in Eukaryota, Viridiplantae, Streptophyta, Magnoliopsida, Solanales, Solanaceae.
UUCUUGCAUUUAAGUAGGACUCUAACCUUCUAUAUAACUGCGCAAAUCUUUUCAACAAAUCGUCCAAAUCCAUCUCUCUCCUCUUCUAUAUCCUUUUUUUUUUCUGUGUUCUUACCAAAGAUUCCAUUUAUUUUGAUGUGGGUGUUGUUCAAAUUGAAUCAGAUUAACCGCCAUUGUUGUUGAUUGCGAUGUCUCUUACUGGAAAAGGCUAUUCAGAUCCACAUCAAGAAAGCAGUAAUAAUUAUCAUAAUGCUUCAUCUAAUUGUUGCUCAGAAGCUUUAGCUCAAUUGAAGCUUUAUCAAGCUUUCAUCUUUUCAGUCCCUAUUUUGUUUGCUUUUAUACUUUUACUGUUAUUCUACUUAUUUUAUCUUCGUCGUCAGAGAGUCGAUUGGUCCUCACUGCGGAUGAGGACGUCUACAUUUCACACUGCUAAUGAAUCUGAUGAACUCUCAAGGUGUGAAAUGGGAUUGAAGAAGGAAGUGAGGGAGAUGUUGCCUAUUAUUGUCUUCAAGGAGAGUUUCUCUGUCAAAGAUACUCAGUGUUCAGUGUGCUUAGGGGAUUACCUGGCAGAUGAUAAGCUUCAACAAAUACCUGCUUGUGGGCACACAUUUCACAUGAUUUGCAUUGACCACUGGCUAGCCGCCCACAAUACCUGCCCCCUCUGCCGCCAAUCAAUCCUUGCUCCAACUAAUGCUUGCACUGAAAUACCUGAUACGAGCUCAGAAACUACUGAGAGUACUUCUAGUGAACAAGAUGCCGAUGAAACAUCUCACCAGAGCAGCUCUGAGUGUUGUGGGGAUUCUCAAGUAGGUCAAUCAAAUUCAGAGCCAGAACCCAGAGAAGAAACGGAACACAGAUCGUCUAAUGAAGAAGAAAGUGAUAACGUUAACCACGAUAGCGCCUCAACAAAUAGAAGUUAUGACACUAUGCAGGAUCCAGAAGAAACGGAACACAGAUUGUCUAAUGAAGAAAAAAGUGAUAAAAUUGACCACGACAGCAUCUCAAGAAAUAGGAGCCAUGACACUACGCUGGAGCCAAGUGAUUCAGUCUGAUGUUCAUAAGUUAAGGAAGAUAAAAAUACUAGCCAUACACUGGCUAGAUGUGAUGCAGCUUGAUGCAUGUUAGGUGACACAAUAGGGAUGAGACUGCAGGAUGAAUAUGACAGCAUGAGCUUGCCCCUUUGUUCGGAUUCCAAAAUACCCCAGUCUUUCUGAGAUCAAAGUUCAUUACCAGGCUCAUGAAGUUUCGACUUCUCUCAGGAAAUGGGAGGCAGAACGGCUCGCUUAAAUCACCAUACGAGGUUAAGGCUUGCAUUAUUUCGCCGUCUGGGAUAAGAAGAAGCUCAAACAAUCCUUAGGCAAGUAUACAGAUUGUUGAAGUAUCCGCAGAGUUGUACCAUGUAACCUUUCUGUGUCGUAAAGGUGUAUAGUAAUCUUUAAUAGAGUUGUACCUGCUAAUACUAUGUUGUGCUUAGGCGUAGAGGAGAGCGAUUUGAAGUUUAUGGAUUCAUAAUUCUUGUACUUUAAAGUUACGGUGUUCUAAAUUAACGAUUUAUACAUAUUUAGUGGAUUUUUAAAAUACAAA